Cylicocyclus nassatus is the source of this 611-nucleotide messenger RNA. The record is from the annotation of a GenBank genome assembly. NCBI's taxonomy places the organism in Eukaryota, Metazoa, Nematoda, Chromadorea, Rhabditida, Strongylidae.
GAGGUAUUCAAAAUGAGCUCGAUGAAGCUCCUGUUGUUUAUAUGGAUUCCAUUGGCGAACAGUCUUGUAAAUCCGAGCAGCAACGAACUAAUUUCAAAAAGUUCGGGCCAAUCUUUUGGUUUUUCUCAUCUCAAUGCUUCCAACCAAGCGUGUCCCGGGCAUUGCGAGAGUGGGUGGACUUACUUUGACAAAACCGAGGCCUGCUACAAAACAUUCCUUGAUGCAAAUGCUUACGAUGCCGAAUACAUCUGUAACAGUCUUGGAGGACAUUUGACUUCGAUACACAGCUCCGCCGAAAAUGUUUUUGUAACCGAGUUGGCAAGAACGGGUAGGCCAUGGAAAGAUGCACAUGACCUAACCUGGAUCGGUCUCUUGGCUGAAGGUACAGGAAGCAAGAAGAUAUGGACCUGGACUGACGGUACAAAAUUUGACUAUCAAGCCUGGGUUGUGGGUGCACCUCAGGUUUAUGAAGAUCAACGUUGCGUGUUGCUGUACAGUGAUAAUCGUCUCGACUCACAUUAUCCUGUAUUCUAUCAAAAAUGGGACGACUACAUAUGCGCCGAAAAAGAGAGAUCGUUCGUUUGCAAGAAGACGGCUUUGCAUUAGAGCUA